CUCAAAGGCCUUUUGGCAUCUUGGGUUUAACCCCUUUUGUCUGGAUCAUCCCGUUGCGGGUAUAUAGGUCGAGACAAGCCAUUCGGCCAUCGAGGCCAUGCGUCAGGCGUUACUCAGUUGUCUAGUCGUCUCAACGUCUUUGCUGAGAAUCAUUAUAUCAUGUCAGUCGUGCCCAAUCUGCUCAAGGCAACUAUCAAGGACCUUCAAUGGGCUCUUGCGGAGAAGGAGUGUACUAGCGUCGACUUGAUCGAAGCCUACCUUGCUGCGAUUGAGAAGGACAAUUACCAAGGACUAAAGCUUCGUGCGGUCAUCGAAACCGGUCCCAGAGAGCAACUUGUCGAGAUAGCUCGAGGACUCGAUGAGCAACGGAAAGCAGGGAAAUUGAUGGGACCACUACACGGGAUCCCUUUGUUGAUCAAAGACAAUAUCAACACGGACCCAGAGCUGGGCCUGAAGACGACCGCCGGAAGCUUUGCACUUGUGGACGCUGUUGUGAAAGAGGACGCCACCUUGAUCAAGCGCCUGAGAGAGAAUGGAGCUAUCGUGCUAGGCAAGGCAAACUUGAGUGAAUGGGCCAAUUAUCGUCAAGGUGAAAACUUUCUUGAAGGUUACGGCCACCUCAACAAUGGCUGGUCAGCACGAGGUGGCGCUUGCAGGUCAGCCUAUAACCCGAAGAGGGACCCCGGUGGCAGUAGCACUGGAAGUGCAGUGGGAGUCUCUGCCGGGUUUGCCCCCGCAUCUAUCGGUACCGAGACCUGUGGGUCGAUUGGUAAUCCUGCGUCGGGUCAGGGCCUCUUCUCAAUCAAACCCACCGUCGGGCUGGUUAGUAUGGCUGGAGUACUUCCCCUUUGUUUCUCACGAGACGUGGCAGGGCCCAUGACCAAGUGCGCGUACGAUGCUGCUCUUUUGCUGAGCGUCAUUGCUGGCCCAGAUGUAAAGGAUCCCAACACAAAAAGGUGGCCUUUUGAACAAAACACGGUGGAUUUCGUAAAGCAGACUAUCAAUCCCUCACUCAAUGGCAAGAGGUUAGGCUUUUACGCGUUUCGCCCGGAGUUGAUCGCGACCGAAGCGGAAACGGAUUACAAAAAGAAGUUAAUGGCGGAAGCCAUUGAGAAGCUUCGUGUUCACGGCGCCACUGUGUUUGGAGAGGUGGAAGAGAUCGACUUUGAUGUAGAAGGCUUCAGGGCUUUGGACAACAUGGCCGAGCUUACCGAGUUCAAGGAGGACAUCGCCGUGUACUUUGCAUCCCUGGCCAAGACUCCGAUGCGUACUCUCGAAGACGUUAUUAAGUUCAACAUCGAGCACAAGGACAUCGAGAUGCCUCCCGAACAACCGGGCCAGGAACGAUUCUUACAAGCUCAAGCCACCAAAGGUAGAGGCGAUCCGGAAUACAUCAAGGCCAACGAAGACAUGAUUAGGAUCGCGGAUCAGGAAGGCCUCAGGGUUGUGUUUGACAAGUAUGAUCUCGAUGGACUCGUUUUCUUCCAACAGGAUGAUAUCGGUAUGCCCGUCUGGUUCGCCUCUCCUGCCAGGUACCCUAUCGUGACCGUCCCCUUGGGUUACGACGAAGCCAUCAGCGAACCGGUCACAAUGUCCAUUGUAGGAAGACCUUGGAGUGAGGGAAAAUUGAUCGAGAUGAUGGCGGCUUGGGAAGCGAUCUUUCCUCCGCGUCGUUUGCCACCCGCUCUCGAGCAUCCAGAAACCUUCAACAAGGGUGGGAGCUAAGAUCUUCUGGUGAUGAACCGUAGCGGAAACUAGAAUCAUUGUGAUCUUGAUUCAUCCCGUGCUUGGUCCAGCAAUCAUAGCACUUUGUAUAAGAUGCCGAUUGAUGAAACUGUU
Messenger RNA from Filobasidium floriforme, 1839 nucleotides. Its product is annotated as amidase signature enzyme. The transcript has 17 exons. Bases 160 to 1725 code for a protein of 521 amino acids. Lineage: Eukaryota; Fungi; Basidiomycota; Tremellomycetes; Filobasidiales; Filobasidiaceae. The record is from RefSeq and is a predicted model, not a curated record.